AUGGAUGUCGACCAGAUGAACAUGCUAUCGCCGGAGCAGGAGAUCGCGCGCCUCGAAGUACGGCUAGCCCAAGACGAACGCGCUGCAGCUAUCCGCGGACGCAUGGAGAGACUGCAGCAGGACAAGAUUGCAUGCAACGCACGACAUGCACAAGAUGCAAUGCCUCCACCAGCCCAACUCUUGUUUACAGCGCAAGAACGCAUCUCCCCGACCCGAAGCAUAAGACAACCGACAGAGAAUGACGAGACUGCACAACGAGCCGUGUGCGCCUUACCAAUGCACUCGGCCGGCGUCGAGAAAGGUGCUCAGAUGACCGCAUCAGCAUGCGCAUAUAGCCGGGAAUUAACCUGCUCGCAGAAUCAGCGGACACGAACCAGAGACAUCGUGCGUCGGGCGACACCAACCAUUAUAUUGGGCCAGUUCAGCGACGAGCAGUAUGCGCAUUUGGGACCAACACCAGGGACGUAG
Penicillium cinerascens is the source of this 468-nucleotide messenger RNA. RefSeq lists its product as uncharacterized. The record is from RefSeq and is a predicted model, not a curated record. The transcript has a single exon. The coding region runs from base 1 to 468 and encodes 155 amino acids. Lineage: Eukaryota; Fungi; Ascomycota; Eurotiomycetes; Eurotiales; Aspergillaceae.